AUGACCGACGAACAGAACCCCAACCCUCGAGCCCCGUCCUUCGACGCGGGCUCAUCGCAUGAUGGACAACCGGAAACGUAUUUCUCUGAAGGACAGCCUCCCGUUCGACCAAACUACAUGACCGUCGGGGCUGGCUCAACAUCACAAAGUGCAUCGCGACUGAUGGAUAUGCUUGAUCAUGAUUCCGGCUACGGAGCGAGCAUAUCCGAUGCUCAGAGCACCAGUCGUGGUUGGGUUCCGGGCCCGACAGAAGAUCGACCUACACCAAGCGGAACCCCAGUACUCGGCGAAGGAGGCAACUCUGAGCAUGAUCGCCGAUUACUCGCCAGCCACAUCCAUCAGUUGUAUUAUAACCAGAACAAAACUUCUCUCGGCCGCGCCAUCACGAGAACGGUGGAUUCUUUGAAGAGACUGCAGGAUAUGAACGCAUCAUGGCCGGCGCAUUAUCCCCAGGUCCAGAAGUCUGAAUCCAUUUCACAAUCUCCUCGCCACGAACCUCGCCCUUCACUCCAACAUUCCGCCACGACAUUCGAACAAUCCGAUACCUCAUCCCCUCCAGCCCGCCCGGGCCCACGACGUGCAGAUACCAAUUUGAGAGAUCGGGAUGAAGCCGAAUCUAGCUCAUCGGCCGCCCAGAAUGCUGGGCCGGAACCUCGAUUGGUCACGCCGGAGUUGUCGAAAGACUUCAGUAUUCUUAAGAUCGACUUGAAGAUGGGUGCGUUAUCCCAGACGGAACUCGUGCACUCGCUAGAGAAGACAUCGAUUGCCAGCCUUCUGGACGGACAAAUAAGCAAGUCAAUACGACAUCUCUACUCUCUCCGGGAGCGGAUCGAGGAUACCAGCAGCAAAGUUCUAGUGACGGGAGACUUAAAUGCGGGAAAGUCAACCUUCUGCAAUGCGUUGCUCCGAAGAAAGGUCUUACCCGAAGACCAACAACCAUGCACGGCCAUCUUCUGCGAAGUCCUCGACGUUCGAGAGAAUGGUGGAGUGGAGGAAGUCCACGCCGUUCCUAUGGGAGUCGUCUACAAUCGCAACAACGAAAGCACAUACCACGUAUUUAACUUGGAAGAUUUGGAAAAGAUUGUCGUGGAUAAUGAGCGGUAUUCGAUGUGCAAAAUCUAUGUCAAGGAUAUUCGAAGCGUUGACGAAUCGUUGUUGAAUAAUGGGGUUGUCGACAUUGCAUUGAUCGAUGCUCCCGGACUCAACAACGACUCGUUGAAGACGACGGCGGUCUUCGCUCGGCAAGAGGAGAUUGACGUGGUUGUCUUUGUGGUUUCUGCUGCGAAUCAUUUCACCCUUUCCGCCAAAGAGUUCAUUUUCAACGCCGCUCGGGAAAAGGCGUACAUCUUCAUGGUCGUCAAUGGCUUCGAUAACAUCCGGGACAAACAGCGCUGCAAAGAGAUGGUCUUGAAGCAGGUCCAUCAUCUUAGCCCUGCAACCUUCAAGGAAUCAUCGGAGUUGGUCCAUUUUGUCUCUAGCAAUGCGAUACCCGUUGCGACAGGGCCUGUGGCUGGCGGUGAACCUGGCUCACCAGUCCCCAAAGACAAAGGCAAGGAGAAGGAGCAGAUGCGCGAUUUUGAUGACCUCGAACAAUCUCUACGGCGAUUCGUUCUGGAAAAGCGAGCUAGGUCGAAGCUCGCCCCGGCGAAGACCUAUCUUACGAACGUUCUCUCAGAUCUUUUGUCGCUCGCUACGGUCAACCGAGACGUAGCAGCUUCCGAGUUAGAGCGGGUCACAAAAUCUUUAGAGUCAUUGGAACCUGAGCUAGAUUCCUCUCGGAAAGCCAAUAAUGAAGCCGGCGACAGUGCAGACCAAGCAAUCGAAGGAACUGCAGCUGAAUGCUACCAAUUUACUCGAGAGACGCUCAACCACACGAUUUCCGAAAUUGGAACCGCGGAUCUAGGCGUCGAAUACCCUGGUCUGCUCUCCGCAUAUCAAUUCGCGGACGAUAUCAAAGAUGCCAUGCUAGCGUCAGUCACGGCCGCCGUCUCUGGGUGCGAGCAACGUGCUCGACAGCGGACUGUUGAAGGCGUGAACAUGAUCAAGCAACUUGGCCUACUCCAUAUUGGUCAAGAAUUCAGCAACUUCAACUUCCGAUCCGAGCAGAUGUUCACCAAGCGGAAAGACGCAUUGGCACGAUACGUUGAUUUCGAGAUCGAUGCCACAGAUUUCUUCGAUAUUUCCAGCCUGUGGGAAAGGCAAGAGAAAUUGCUAGGCGGAAGCAUGGCCGUCACAGUUGCUGGCGUCGUCGGCGGUAGACUGAUCGGUGGAGUAAGUUGGGUUGAUGGUGCACUCGGGGUUGCUCGAGUGGUUGGUGUCAAGAAUAUACGGCAUAUGAUCAUUCCUGGCCUCAUUGCGACUGUGGUCCUUGCCGCAUCCUAUGCGAUAUCCUCCAUCCCCUCGUCCUUACCCCGUCGUCUUUCAACCAAACUCGCCGCUCAGCUUGCCGAAAUCGACUAUACCCACAGCAACGCCACACGCGUAUCAGCGGAAGUCCGGCGCGCUCUCAAAUUCCCUGCCGACAACCUUCGCGUCGGUCUCCGGCGGUCCGUCGAAAAAUUACAGAGCAAGAAAGACGAGACGGCGAAAUUGAAGGCGGAGACGGAAGGCGCAAGGAAAUACUUCGUCGGGCUGCUGAAGGAGAGCAAUGAUAUCAGGACCGGCGUGGAAAGGGUCGAUCUUGAAGGGCCUGCGCCGGGGGUUGCGGGAUCCUACGACUUUUGA
Eremomyces bilateralis CBS 781.70 is the source of this 2724-nucleotide messenger RNA. RefSeq names its product transmembrane GTPase Fzo1. The transcript has 4 exons. The coding region runs from base 1 to 2724 and encodes 907 amino acids. Gene Ontology annotation, biological process: mitochondrial fusion. Gene Ontology annotation, cellular component: mitochondrial outer membrane. Gene Ontology annotation, molecular function: GTP binding; GTPase activity. The record is from RefSeq and is a predicted model, not a curated record. Lineage: Eukaryota; Fungi; Ascomycota; Dothideomycetes; Eremomycetales; Eremomycetaceae.